AGCCAUGCGCUAGGUAUGUCAAAAGAAGAUGUCAAAUGGUUACUCAGGAAACAUAAUUUAUUUAUUACUGAUUAUCGUUGAAUUUCUACUCAAAAUAAUAUUCGGUGUGAGUAACACGUUACUCGUGGUCUUAGAGCUAAUACUAAGAAGCUUGUUAAAUGUGAAUAUGACUGAAACAGCAAAAAAAAGCAAACGUGCCAACGACCCUACCAAUAACCAAACUAUUGCAAACCGUGGUCUUAUCAGCGCAAACUGGCAGAAAUUUCUAUCAAGUAACCUAAUUUCGGACAAGAAAAUUGAAAAACCUUUACAAGAAAACUCGAAGGACCACUUUACGGGAACUUUUAGACGCGCACGUAAGAAGAAAGCUAAAACCCAGGUGCUUGUACGAAAUGAGCUAAAAACGCUUGAUAUCACUAAGGAAACUAAAGUUAAAGCUAGCAACAGUGAUAAUAUAGCUGAUGUCGAACAUACAGUUCCUAAAAAACAGGAUAAUAAUAGUAAAAAUAAAUUAACUAAAUUCAUAGCCAUAGAUUGCGAAAUGGUGGGUAUAGGGUACGAUGGCAACGACCACAUGCUAGCUAGGGUAUCUCUAGUGAACAAGUUCGGUGACUGUAUAUAUGAUAAGUUUGUUAAACCGAGGGAAGAGAUCAUAGAUUACCGAACAAGUGUGUCCGGAGUCAGAAAAGAGGACUUAAUUAACGGCGAAGACUUUGCCAAAGUGCAGAAAGAUGUGGCGGAGAUGAUUCGGGGCAAGAUUCUGGUCGGGCACUCCUUGAAGCACGAUCUGAGUGUAUUAUUCCUCUCGCACCCUAAAAGGAGUAUCAGAGACACAUCUAGAUAUAAACCAUUUAGAAAGAUAACCAAAGGCAGCACACCGUCUCUAAAACGUCUAGCAAAAGACAUACUGGGCAUAGAGAUCCAGCACGGAGAGCACAGCUCCGUCGAAGACGCCCGGGCAGCCAUGCAGCUCUACUGCACCGUAGCUAAGGAGUGGGAGAGGAUGAACAGCGAAAAGAGAGGGUAUAGGAAAGAAGCUUAACAUUAAGCCUUGUUUUAGUAUGUCUUUUCCUUAGAGAAUUUUACAACCGGAGUACCCUUUAAAAGCUUACACCUCUGUUGAAAUCCUCGCCCAAUUUUCAUACUCAAACUAUGGUAUGGACUGACGUUUAUCUGACAUGGCUAUUUGUACGUUACAUACAAAUAGCCAUACAGUUGACGUGCUUCUCGCCCGCAAAAAUCGGCAGACUGUUUUGUACAGACAAGGCAACUCUGGUUGUUAAAUUUUAAAUUCUCUAAGUCUUUUUCAGACAAUGUUGUGCAUAGAAACAAAAUGGAAUGAAAUAACUUGAUUUAAGUAAUUUUACAUAAAUUAUAUAUUUAGAAAAAAAGGGCUACCUACUCAUUUUUAUGAAACAAAAAAACUAUGUAUUGUAAUCCCACAGGUUAGGAAAUGAUUAAAACAUUUUGUAGAUGCAGCUUUUCUUGAUUUUCCUAAUUUUAGAAUAUGUAUUUUUAUUAGGACAAGAAACUCAUCUGUUGAUCCAAUAAUCAGUGGCCUAUUUUAUAAAGCU
Molecule: messenger RNA, 1574 nt
Organism: Cydia fagiglandana
Lineage: Eukaryota; Metazoa; Arthropoda; Insecta; Lepidoptera; Tortricidae
Exons: 2
Coding region: 29-1042 (337 amino acids)
Biological process (GO): rRNA processing
Cellular component (GO): nucleus
Molecular function (GO): nucleic acid binding; 3'-5' exonuclease activity
Source: RefSeq, a predicted model, not a curated record